Calypte anna (Anna's hummingbird) is the source of this 3565-nucleotide messenger RNA. It is a transcript of the gene TMEM63A, whose product is annotated as transmembrane protein 63A. The transcript has 23 exons. The coding region runs from base 142 to 2541 and encodes 799 amino acids. Gene Ontology annotation, cellular component: plasma membrane. Lineage: Eukaryota; Metazoa; Chordata; Aves; Apodiformes; Trochilidae. The record is from RefSeq and is a predicted model, not a curated record. Gene Ontology annotation, molecular function: calcium-activated cation channel activity; nucleic acid binding.
UGCGCAGCUUCCCGGGACUUGUUGCUCUCCUCGUAACUUCGGGGCUGGAAGGGUGCUUUGGUUGCGCCCCUUGUGGUGAGGGGGCGAGGGGACGAGGGGACGGCGGAGGCUGCGGCCGCUUCGGUGCAGGGGAAAGAAAAAAUGAACCCUUUCUUUUUUCUGGGUUUUGGACAUUCUCAUCUAGUCUACUUCUGGAAUAUAAGCGUACCUUUCAACUCAACAAAUGAUACAUACUGCUACAGCACUGCCCGGGGCAGUACGGUGCUCCAAGGAAUAACUUUUGGUGGAAUCCCAACUGUCCUCCUGCUUGAUGUAGCCUUCUUUUUUAUAUUGAUAUUACUGUUUUCCAUUAUAAGAAAGAGAUUCUGGGACUACGGUCGUGUUGCUCUGGUAUCAGAAGUUGAAAGCGAAUCAAGAUACAGCCGGUUGUCAACAUCUUCAUCAGUACCUGAAGAUCUUGAGUAUGAUAGGGGGUUUUGCUCUUGGGUGACAGCUGCUUUUCGGAUGCAUGAUGAUGAGAUUCAUGAGAGAUGUGGUGAAGAUGCAAUACAUUACCUUGCCUUCCAGCGUCACAUCAUCUGUUUGUUGAUUGCUAUCAGCAUUUUGUCUGUGUGUAUCAUAUUGCCUGUGAACCUAUCUGGUGAUCUACUUGAUAAAGAUCCCUAUAGUUUUGGAAGAACAACUAUAGUAAACUUACAAAUUGGUAAUAAUCUUCUUUGGCUGCACACAGUUUUUGCUGUUUUUUACCUGAUUCUGACUGUUGUCUUCAUGAGACAUCACAUGAAGUAUGUGACAUAUAAAGAAGAAAACUUGGUUAAAUGCACAUUGUUUGUAAGUGGUCUUCCAAAAAAUGCAAAAGAAGAGACAAUACAAGGCCAUUUCAGUUCUGCCUACCCCACCUGCACUGUACUGGAGGUCCAGCUAUGCUAUGAUGUAGCCAAGCUUAUUUAUCUCUCAAAAAAAAGAAAACAGGCAGAAAAAAGCCUAACUUACUAUGAGCACCUGCAUCAGAAGUAUGGCAAGCGGGUUCAAGUCAACCCUAAGCCAUGUGGUCAGUUCUGCUGUUGUGAAAUGAGAGGAUGUGAAAAGGAAGAUGCUGUAGAUUAUUAUACCAAGGUUAGAAAUGAACUGAUGGAAGAAUAUUCAAAAGAGGAGCAAGCUGUUCAUAAUAACCCACUGGGAAUGGCUUUCGUAACAUUUCAAGAGAAAUCCAUGGCAACCUAUAUCCUUAAGGAUUUCAAUGCCUGCAAAUGUCAGAGUAUUAAAUGUAAAGGAGAACCCCAACCAUCAUCCUACAGCAGGGAGCUGUGUGUAUCAAACUGGGAGGUUACAUAUGCUCCUUAUCCUGAGAAUAUUUGUUGGAAAAAUCUUUCCGUGCGUGGACUGAAAUGGUGGUUUAGAUGGGCUUGCAUUAACUUACUACUUUUUAUUGUGCUGUUUUUUCUUACUACUCCUUCCAUAAUCAUCUCAACCAUGGAUAAGUUCAAUGUCACAAAACCUAUUCACUACCUUAAUAAUCCCGUCAUCAGUCAGUUUUUCCCCACACUCUUACUGUGGUCCUUUUCAGCUUUGCUACCAACAAUUGUCUAUUACUCAACUUUGCUGGAGUCCCACUGGACAAAGUCUGCAGAGAACAGAAUAAUGAUGCAUAAAAUCUACAUAUUUUUGAUCUUCAUGGUAUUGAUUCUGCCCUCCCUUGGUCUCACCAGCCUUGAUUUUUUUUUCCGUUGGCUGUUUGACAGAGAAUCCUCUGAUUCUGCAGUCAGGCUGGAAUGUGUCUUCUUGCCUGACCAGGGAGCUUUCUUUGUGAACUAUGUGAUUGCUUCUGCGUUCAUUGGCAAUGGGAUGGAGCUGCUGCGCCUGCCUGGCCUCAUCCUUUACACCAUACGCAUGAUAAUGGCCAAGUCCACAGCAGAAAGGAAAAAUAUUAAACAGCAACAAGCAUUUGAAUAUGAAUUUGGAGCAAUGUAUGCCUGGAUGUUGUGUGUGUUCACUGUCAUCAUGGCUUAUAGCAUUACAUGUCCCAUCAUUGUCCCGUUCGGUUUAAUAUACAUACUCCUGAAGCACAUGGUUGACCGCUAUAACCUUUACUAUGCCUAUCUCCCUGCCAAGCUGGAGAAAAAGAUGCACAUUGCAGCUGUGAAUCAGGCCCUUGCAGCUCCAAUUCUUUGCCUUUUCUGGCUCUAUUUUUACUCAUUUUUGCGGCUAGGCUUUAAAGCACCUACAACCAUGUUUACCUUCCUGGUUGUCAACAUCACAAUUGUUAUUUGCUUGGCUUAUACCUGUUUUGGCUGUUUCAAGUACCUGAGUCCACUGAAUUAUAAGAUAGAAGAUGCACAAGGUGAAAAAGGAAAUGACACAGAUGUACCAACCAUCCCAACAUCUUCUGUAAGAAAUGUACGUCCCCCACGUUUUGCAUCCUCCUUCUACAGAAAGGACGGUAUUUGCUUGCAAGGAGCAGCAGUCUUAUGGCUCCAUGGACAACACUGCUUCACAGGCAGAAGAUGCCAUCAACUAUUCUGCUCGACCUGCAAUUGCUGAGCAGUCAUAAAGAGGUUUGCUUUGAAUGCCAAGGACGAACGCAAGGUGGAGCACUUGGUCCAGGUUUAGGAGAACAAAUUCCCCACCACAACCUGCUAGCUGUUGUUUUAUUUACAUAUCCCUGUCUACACAAGAGGUACAGAAAUAAUUAAUAGUGUGGUCUGCAGCUGUGCUUAGAGAUUAAAAAGAGAGAUGCCUUGGCACUGAUAAUUUUCCAGACUCUCCACACAUAUUGUGGAACAAACAUGUUGAACGCAGAGAUGCUGAUCCUCAGGGACUUCAUUUAUGCCAUCUCAUCACUUGAAUUAUGAAGAUAACAUACAUUGUAUAAAGGUAACUGGUCACCAAGGGAAAUGCAUCUGUUACAGCUGUCACCUAUUUACUCAAAAUAAUGCUUCCUUUUUAAAAAAAACAGAACAACUAAAAAAAAAACAAAACAAAAAAAACCCACAAAACUUUCGUAUUUAUAAAUAUCUUGGGAUGUGUUAAAUCCUAAGGCAGUGUCACUUUUGGUUAAAAUGCUGUUUUGCAUGAGGGUUGAGGAAGUGCAUGAGGGUGUGUGGAAGUCUCUUCUCUGUCACCCAAAGUAGACAUAGUGUAGACUUGACCAUGGCUGUUACUUUUUUUUUUUUUUUUUUAAUUUAAAAGAGAUGAGGGAGUUACUAUGCACUUGAGUACUAAAGGUACCAAAGCAAAAAUACUGGUGUAAAGAAGGGAGUGAUUUAUUUGAUACUGUGUUUAUUUUUUAAUUUUUUUGAGGCAUUUAGGUGGUUAGUUUCUGUUCACUAUUCUUUAGGGACUUCCACAAUGAAAGUUCACCUGUCAACAAUAAAAUAUGUAAACAUUUAAUCUUAAUCUUGGGUCAAAAUGAUAGAUCUCAGGGUUUUCUAUAUAGUGCCAAUUAUAGGAGCUGUAAGAUACUAAGUUUUUUAAUAAUGUAAUAGGUGCCAAUUUAUUCCAAAAUCCAUUGUGUCAAAGUGUAACUAAUAAUCAUGAAGCAAUAAAAACACUGACUUCAGGGAAA